AUGGCUUGGCUCACAGGUCGCUUCAUGGCCGGCGAAAUGGCCGCCGUCUUGUCCGCAUUCGCCCUCGGAUACCUCGUCCGAAACAGAUGCCACGACAAGAAUACUGCCUCUCAAACCGUCAAACACUACGGCUAUGACAAGAGCCGUUCCCUCGAGAGCAACAGCGAAGCCGUCGACAAGCUCCCCAGCUGUCCGUACGAAUAUCUCCUCGGCAUCUACGGCCGUCACCACUUCGCGCCCUUUGUCAAGGCGUUUAGUCCGACAUUGAAGAAUGACGACCCUGACAAGUACGCCCUCAUCCUGGACAUUAUGGACGCCGUGCACUUUUGCCUCAUCCUCGUGGACGACAUUUGCGACGACAGCACCAAGCGCAAGAACCAGACCACGGCGCACAUGCUCUACGGGUCGUGUGAAACGGCCAACAGGGCGUACUUUGUGCUCACAAAGACGAUCAACAGGGCCAUGCGGGAACGGCCUGUUCUGGGCGUGGAAUUGCUCAAGGCCCUGGAGCAGAUGCUCGAGGGGCAAGACAUCUCCCUGGUCUGGCGUAGGGAUGGACUCAAAGCCUUUGGGUUCGCGGAGGAGGACAGAGUCCCCAUGUACAGAAAUAUGGCGCAACUAAAGACGGGGACACUGUUUGUGCUUCUCGGAAGACUGCUAAACGACGGUGGGGAUCAACUAGAUGAUCUAUUCACUCGAUUCGGUUGGUACGCGCAGCUGCAAAACGAUUGCAAGAAUAUAUAUUCCGACGAGUACGCCGUCAACAAGGGUGGCGUGGCGGAGGAUCUGCGAAAUGGCGAGCUGUCUUUUCCCAUUGUCGUUGCUCUCAAUGAUAAACACGUCCAUUCUCGGAUUGAAGAGGCGUUCCGGAGCCGUAGCGAGGGCGAUAUUGAAAAAGCCAUGGCGGGUUUGCAGUCUCCCAGUGUGAAGAAGGCGUGCCUGGAGGCGCUUCAGGAUGCUGGCAAGGGGUUGGACAAGUUGGUGGCGGUCUGGGGACGACGGGAACAGAUGAAGACGGCGUGA
Metarhizium brunneum ARSEF 3297 is the source of this 1023-nucleotide messenger RNA. It is a transcript of the gene ltmC, whose product is annotated as Prenyltransferase ltmC. Gene Ontology annotation, molecular function: prenyltransferase activity. Lineage: Eukaryota; Fungi; Ascomycota; Sordariomycetes; Hypocreales; Clavicipitaceae. The record is from RefSeq and is a predicted model, not a curated record. Gene Ontology annotation, biological process: isoprenoid biosynthetic process.